Molecule: messenger RNA, 731 nt
Organism: Raphanus sativus (radish)
Lineage: Eukaryota; Viridiplantae; Streptophyta; Magnoliopsida; Brassicales; Brassicaceae
Product: 50S ribosomal protein L34, chloroplastic-like
Exons: 2
Coding region: 59-550 (163 amino acids)
Biological process (GO): translation
Cellular component (GO): mitochondrial large ribosomal subunit; ribosome
Molecular function (GO): structural constituent of ribosome
Source: RefSeq, a predicted model, not a curated record
CUACUGUAUGUGUAAAAGAUUGGGGGAAGGAAGAAGAUAAGAAAAUAAAAAAAUUUCAAUGGCUUCUUCCUUAUCCAUCUCCAUUGGAGCUUCGGCUUCGUCGCGUUUACGUCAUCCUUCUUCAUCGAACGGGAAGAUUAUUAGCGUCCCGUCCGCCACGCUUUCUCUCGGCACAGGUUCGAGACGGGGAGCGUUUUCUCUCAGCUCUUCAAAAUCCCCAUCAGCUUCUUCUCAGCUGCUCCAUUGCUCCUUUCUCUCUUCAUCUCUCUCCCUCGCAUCUUCAUUUUCUGGUUUGUCCAUUGCAUUUGAUCUCAGCAGUGGAACCAGUGGUCUGAGUAGCCAGAAACGCAGAGGGCUUGUGGUGAGAGCUGGGAAAGCUGCUCUGUGUCAAACGAAGAGGAGCAGGUCAAGAAAGUCUCUUGCUAGGACUCAUGGUUUCCGUUUGAGGAUGAGAACCACCAGUGGUAGAGCCACCAUCAAGCGCCGACGUGCCAAGGGACGUUGGAAUCUAUGCCCUAAGUCCAACCCUAGCAGCGGCAAACGUGCUUGAAUGUCCUUUCUCUCCUCUCACCCUAUCUGUAAUCUUGUUUGAUAUGCUUUUUUUUCUUUUUCUUGUGUGUUUCCGGCAGAAGAUACAAUGAGAAAACACAAGUCGAUGAGCUCUUUUCUGCUUUUUAACUCUUUAUGUAUUCUUGACUCGUCAUUAUCAUCACUACAUUGCGCUUUAGUAA